AAAAUAAUUAAUGUUUAUAUUAAAAUUCAUUCACGAUGAGGUACAUCAAUCUAAAACACAUGACUACACUAACUACUAAUAUAAUGAAGUUCAAUUGAUCAAAGUUUCCCAUGUGAACAACAACUCCCUAGACCUUCAUCCAUCCAUUAAUCAAAUCUCACACUAAUUACCAUAAUCUUCUCAAUUCAAAGCUGUCUAUAGUUUUCCCACACACUCUACCCUUAUAUUCUCUUUUCCCCUACCUCAACCUACAAACAAAUAAGGUCCUAAGUUUCAAAUGGCACUUCCAAUUUCUUCUUGGAGCUUCAUCCUAUAUACCCUAUUUUUCUUUAUGAUUGUACAAGAGAAUUUGGCUAGAAAGAUAACUAUAGUUAAGGAUAUAGCCAAUGAUUUGCAACAAGUCACAACAGAGGAUCUUGUAAAUAAUAUUAUGGAUGUUGAAAACUCUGAUCAUGUAGAAAUGAAUAAGAAAGAUGAACACAAAAUGAUCAUUGGAAAGGAUCAUCACAAUCAAAUAGACCCUGAAUUGAAUGUGUUUUUUGUACCAAAGGAUUUAAAAGUUGGAAAAAUAAUGCCAAUUUAUUUUUCCAAGAAAAAUUCAUCAACAACUCCAAAAUUUCUACCAAAAGAAGAAGCUGAAAAAAUUCCUUUCACACCAGAAAAACUACCUUCUCUUCUAGAUUUCUUCUCCAUCUCAAAAAAAUCUCCACAAGCCAAAGCUAUGAAAUACACACUUGAACAAUGUAAUUUUGAACCUAUGGAAGGAGAGACAAAAUUUUGUGCAACAUCCUUAGAAUCUUUGUUUGACUUUGCAAAUAACAUGUUUGGUUCCAAUUCAAAAUUCAAAGUUUUGACCACAACUCAUGUCACAAAAUUCACUGUCCCUUUACAAAAUUACAAAAUUUCACAAGUGAAUGAAAUUUCAGUUCCUAAUGCAAUUGGGUGUCACCCUAUGCCUUAUCCUUUUGCAGUUUUCUAUUGUCAUAGUCAAAAGGGUGAUACUAGUUUGUAUGAAAUUGUUGUUGAAGGUGAAAAUGGAGGAAUUGUUCAUGCUGCAGCAAUUUGUCAUAUGGAUACUUCUAAAUGGGAUGCUGAUCAUGUCGCUUUUCGCGUACUUAAUGUUCUUCCUGGAAAUUCUCCUGUGUGUCAUUUCUUCCCUCCUGAUAAUCUAGUUUGGGUUCCUCUGUCUUCAACACCAUAAAUUAUAAGUUGUGGUUUUUUUUUUUUGUCUGUUUAUAUUAUGUUUAUGAAAAAACUAUGUUAGUUCUAGACAUGGUGUUACUAGAAAAGGUACUUUGAUGCAAAACUAAGUAAUAAAGGUGUUAUUGGUGUGAUUUAGAAAAUUAGUAAUAAUCCUAUGUACCAAAAAAAAAAAUACUAGUAAUAAUCCUUAAUUAUCUUGUGCAAA
Trifolium pratense (red clover) is the source of this 1408-nucleotide messenger RNA. Its product is annotated as BURP domain-containing protein BNM2A-like. The transcript is spliced from 2 exons. NCBI's taxonomy places the organism in Eukaryota, Viridiplantae, Streptophyta, Magnoliopsida, Fabales, Fabaceae. The record is from RefSeq and is a predicted model, not a curated record. The coding region runs from base 278 to 1201 and encodes 307 amino acids.